AUGUAUCUGUUCAUCGAAGCUGGUCUGCGAGGAGGAAUCGUUCAAUGUGCCAUUCGUAACACGAGGGCUAACGUGCCAGGAACCGAAUGUUUCGAUCCGAAAACGGCGGUUUCUCAAAUUUUAGACCUCGACGUGAACGGCUUGUACGCUUCCACCAUGCGACAAUCCCUUCCAUGCGCCGAGUUUCGCUGGCUAGACCGCGAGGAAAUCGACGCUCUCCACUUCCAGCAGGUUCCCGACGACGCGCCCGAGGGUUACAUUUUAGAGGUGGACCUUGACUACCCUCGGGAACUACACGAUUCGCACGCGGACUUUCCCCUGGCUCCCGAGAAACGAGGAGUCCCGCUCGAAUGGCUCUCACCCUGUCAAAAGGCGCUCGUCGAAAAAUUUCACCUACCCCAGCGAGAGUCUGAGCGAAAACUGCUUCUCACCUUUUACCCGAAACGCAAUUACAUUAUCCACUACCGAAAUCUCAAGCUGUAUCUGGAGUUGGGCUCACAGCUAAAGGCCAUUCAUCGCGUUUUAAAGUUUUCGCAGAGUGCAUUCCUUAAAGAUUUCAUCGACUUUAACCACAACCUCCGAAAACAGGCGACUAAUGCUUUUCAAAAGAACCUAUCUAAACUCAUAAUGAAUUCAAUUUAUGGCAAGACAAUCGAAAACCCACGUCAGUACAACAACGUUGUCAUUAGCGUGAGCGAGGACGAAGUGCUCAAAAACCUGCAGAAGCCUAACCUCAGACAGUUUGCGGCAAUUAGCCCGACCGUGGUGAUCUUUCAGUUUUCCCAGAGAACGCUACACUUGAACAAACCCGUGUACGCGGGUUUCUCUAUCCUAGAGAUGUCCAAACUGGUCAUCUACGAAUUUUUCUGCAAGCAGGACAGGCGCAUUUUCCCCGACGCUCGCGCAGCGUACAGCGACACGGACUCGUUCAUCCUCCAAAUCACCAACCCGGAUGUGGACUCGAAGCUCGCGACCCUUGCCGAAACUCACCUGGAUACUUCUGGCUACCCGGGCGAUCACCCCUUGUUCUCUCCCGCAAACAAAAUGAAACUAGGAGUGUUCAAAAACGAGCUCCCAAAAGAUCACAUUCUUGGAUUUGUUUGUCUGAAACCCAAACUCUAUUCGAUGGAACUAGCCUCCCGAGAGCACUACGUGAGGGCGAAAGGAGUGAAAAGGUGCGAGUCCCGUAAGCUAACCUACGAGCUGUACGUUCAAACUCUCGAGCAACAAACUCUGCACAAGAUCACGCAGCGGACUAUCGCACGUAAGUUGUGCGAGAACAAGACUGUUGUCGUGAAGAAGAUUGGACUCAACCCGUUUGACAACAAGCGCUUCAUCGACUCUGACGGCGUUUCAACUCUUCCUUUCGGACAUUGGAGCCUCUUGUGA
Ixodes scapularis (black-legged tick) is the source of this 1389-nucleotide messenger RNA. RefSeq lists its product as uncharacterized. Gene Ontology annotation, molecular function: DNA binding; nucleotide binding; DNA-directed DNA polymerase activity. The transcript has a single exon. The coding region runs from base 1 to 1389 and encodes 462 amino acids. The record is from RefSeq and is a predicted model, not a curated record. Gene Ontology annotation, biological process: DNA replication. Lineage: Eukaryota; Metazoa; Arthropoda; Arachnida; Ixodida; Ixodidae.